GAACAUGGAUUGAUAGAACAUGCCUGUGUUGACAGAAACGGGCCGAAAAUUUGUAUGAGAUGUUUGUGCGAAGACUUUAGCCAGUGUAAAUGGAAUAAAACUGGACUUUUUUGUGAAUGCGGAGGAGGCUUUUUCGGCGAUCAUUGUGAAUGUAAAAGCGAAACUAGUCAUUGUAACCCAAACCCUUGUGUCCACGGCUGCUGUAUAGAAGAUGGUGAUAGUUACAGUUGCCAGUGUAAAUCUGGAUGGGAAGGACAGCAUUGUGAUACAGAUAUAAAUGAAUGUUUAUCUAGCCCGUGUGGAGUUGGUUACUGUAUAGAUGAAUUAAACAAGUUUAAAUGUGAAUGUCCGAAAGAUUAUAUUGACAACUGCCAAGGGAUUGAUCGUAAGUUGUUUCUUGACAAUAUGUUUCAUAUUUAUCUUUUUAAGUUAUUUGAAGUUUGCUUAAAUAUUUUAAAAUCAGCCACAGAUAAAUAACAGGUGCAUGAAUAUAUCUAUAGUUUAAUUAAGAUCUGGCCUUUAAUAAUAUAUUUUUGAUCUAUGGAUUGCCUUAUUGUAAAGUAAUAACAGAACAGAACAGAACAGAAAAUUUAUUCAGUCUU
Ruditapes philippinarum (Manila clam) is the source of this 602-nucleotide messenger RNA. Its product is annotated as delta-like protein 1. The record is from RefSeq and is a predicted model, not a curated record. The coding region runs from base 55 to 477 and encodes 140 amino acids. Gene Ontology annotation, molecular function: calcium ion binding. NCBI's taxonomy places the organism in Eukaryota, Metazoa, Mollusca, Bivalvia, Venerida, Veneridae. The transcript has 4 exons.